Messenger RNA from Physcomitrium patens, 1989 nucleotides. RefSeq names its product protein BPS1, chloroplastic. The record is from RefSeq and is a predicted model, not a curated record. Lineage: Eukaryota; Viridiplantae; Streptophyta; Bryopsida; Funariales; Funariaceae.
AUUGCCAUAGCUACGCUACGACUGAUGAGAGCGAGCUUGCAACUGGUUCAAGGUUGCUCUCGGAGUAACUAAUGCUGCUCUCUGUGAGCCCCCCAGUGUGAUUUGUGGAGCCUUCGUUGGAAUUUUCGUAAAGCAUCGAAGAAUUGUGAGAAGCUCCCCGGUUUCGAUGUAGUGCGAAGGCUGGCUGUGAUUUUGAAAUUGGCGUUCCGUUGUAUUUUUUGUAUCGUGGUCUCGGGAUUUUUGAGUUGAGGAGUUGAGUGAAGUUAGCAUGGCGUGCUUCAGCGGGUCUUGGGAGAUUGUUGUCGGGCAAGGUUUGUGCUACAGGGAAACGAUUAUUGCUUCAAUUGAUUUUCUGUAGCGCUGUUGCUUUGCACGCACGGGUGCUCGUUGCUUUGUUCCGCCCUCGUGCUGUUUUGAUUUUCGAACGGUGUUUUUUUCGUACGUGUCUCUGAUUGGUGUUUCAUAUUUCACACGUUGUGUCACAUUCGCUGCAUCUGCUUCCAGUGGCUCUAGAGAGUCGGCUUGCGUGUUCACGCUCCUUUUUUUUUUUUUUUUUCCACCUCUCCCUAUAGCCGAUUUAAGUUGUAAGUAUUCGAUUUUUUAGAAGAAGAUAGAUGACGCAAAAAGAAGGAUCAUCGUUACUUGCAAGCCUCGGCGCGGCGUUCAACUUGCAGUUCUCGCUGCUUCGCAGCAACUCCAACAAUGUGGCGUCCAAGCAGCACCCCUUGUUGCAGGAAUUUGAGAACCGACUCAGCGAUAGCUUGGACUCGUUGAAGCCUGCCUGUGAGGAGAAAGGCUACUUGAGCAUCCAUUGGCUGCUUCAAGCUAUGUCUGUCGUUCUGGCUACGCAUAUUAACGUUGAGGCUCUCAUUUCAGAGUCUCAACUUACCUUGUGUCUUCAGAGAGACGACAAAUGGUUAAACGAAUAUCUUGACGACAGCGCCAAGCUUCUGGAUGUUUGCAACGUCCUGAAGGAAGGGAUAAGUGAGGUAGAGCAGUACCAGAUGUCGGUGCAGCGUGCUUUGCACAAUCUUGACAACAGGGAAAUCUCGUGCGAGUUUAAGUAUUCGCGAGCGCGGAAUUCUUUGAGUGAAUGCAAGGAAGCUAUUAAUAGGAAAGACACAGUAUACAGGCAAGGGUUUCCCAAAUCUAAGCUGGAGAAUUGCAGUUCCAUGUUGAGAAAUAUGGGAGAGAAGCUUGUGAAUCCGAAGGGGUUAGAGGCCAUUAGAGGUAAUGGAUUCUUGAACGCGAUCUAUGGAGCUAAGGUGACGACGAUUUUCUUGUGCGGAUUGCUGGUCACUGCUCUGACAUGUAAACCGAAGCGGCCUCUGUCAAGUCUAAGCGUAGCAAGCCACUACAAAUGGUCACCAUCUUUAAUCUCCUUGCAGCAGCGAGUGAAGGAGGACACCGAUAAAAGAAAAAACAAAGGUUCCAUUGCGUUGCUCCGCGAGCUUGACAGUGUCGACGCCUCUGUGCGUCGUCUGCAUGGAAUUUUGGAUCAAUAUUUGAGCGGAAGAGCCUUUCCAUUGUCACAGGAGCAAGCACAAGAGUUGGCUCUGGAUGUGGACGAGUUACGAAAGCAUUCUUCGGAUCUUGGACAAGGGUUGACACCGUUGGAGGGUCACGUAAAUGAGCUCUUCAGAAUGUUAAUUGCUAGUCGGCUGGCCUUACUUGACAUCAUCAGCAGCUCAAGAACUUAAAGGAAGGCGUUAUUGCAUCAUAUUGUGAACUUGGUCUUCCACUAAUCUCAACUCACGGCCUCUCAUGUCCUCGUGCCAAUGGGUAUGUUGCAACUCAUUGGAAGGUAAAGUUGCCUGUCGUGCAAGUGUAAAGAUUAAUUUCUUUACAAAUUGUCAAAAGUAUCCAGUGAAGGCUUGGCCUUUUGGCAGUCAAUUCUCCUGCGGUAAUCAAUAUCCAUGGAUAGUGAAUGUAGAUACAUAGUGACAAGAGAAAAUUAUGCGUAAAAUAUCAUAAUAUCAUUAUCAUACA